This is a messenger RNA of Tyto alba (common barn owl), 1529 nucleotides long. RefSeq names its product NIN1 (RPN12) binding protein 1 homolog (gene NOB1). Lineage: Eukaryota; Metazoa; Chordata; Aves; Strigiformes; Tytonidae. Gene Ontology annotation, cellular component: preribosome, small subunit precursor. Gene Ontology annotation, biological process: ribosomal small subunit biogenesis; maturation of SSU-rRNA. The transcript is spliced from 9 exons. The record is from RefSeq and is a predicted model, not a curated record. Gene Ontology annotation, molecular function: RNA endonuclease activity. The coding region runs from base 64 to 1329 and encodes 421 amino acids.
CACAGGCGCUCCCGGUGUACCCCGCGCGGACUACAGCUCCCAGCGUCCCCCGCGGCCGCGGCCAUGGCGCGCGUGGCGCACGUCGUGGCCGACACCGGCGCGUUCCUGAGCGCGGCCCCGCUGCAGGACAUCGCGCAGAACCUGUACACCGUGCCCGAGGUGCUGGCCGAGAUCCGCGACAGGCCCACCCGCCGCCGCCUGGCCGCGCUGCCCUGCGCGCUGCUCCUCCGCCGCCCGCCGCCCGCCGCCCUCCGCCUCGUGACCGAAUUCUCCAAGAAAACCGGGGACUACCCCAGCCUCUCGGCCGCCGACCUCCAGGUGCUCGCCCUCACUUGCCACCUCCAAGCCGAGAACGACGGCGCCGGCUGCCUCCGCCGGGAGCCGCAGGACAAGGUGCGGCUCAGCUCCACCCCGCGGCACCCUGAGGCCCCUCUGCACCUCGCCGGCUUCCACCUGCCCGCCAAGCACAAGCGCCCGGGGAAAGGCCGGUGCCAGCCCAGCCCCGAGAGGAGCGCGGUCCCAGCUGAGAGCGACGAGUUCAGCUCCUUCCUCUACUGGCGAGCCCCCCUGCCCAGCAUCGAGGAGGAGCUGCAGGAGCUGCUGAAAGCUCAAGCCGUCCCCGCUAGCCCGGAGACCACCGAGGAGCACCAGAGCUCUGAAGACGAGGCCAGCGCUGAGGAAGAGGAGGAUGAGAGCGACGACGAGGGCUGGAUAACACCCAGCAACCUCAAGCAGGCACAGCAGGACACAGGGCACUGUGACACCGCUCCCGUCGGCGUCCAGGUCGGCUGCGUCACCACUGACUUUGCCAUGCAGAACGUGCUGCUGCAGAUGGGCCUCCACGUGCUGGCGGUGAACGGCAUGCUGAUCCGCCAGGCCAGGAGCUACAUCCUCCGCUGCCACGGCUGCUUCAAGACCACCUCGGACAUGACCAAGGUUUUCUGCCCCAACUGCGGUAACAAGACCUUGAAGAAGGUGGCGGUGAGCGUCAGCGAUGACGGGAGCCUCCACCUGCAUUUCUCCCGCAACCCCAAGGUGCUGAACCCCCGAGGGCUCCGGUACCCGCUGCCGGCCCCGCGAGGGGGGAAGCACGCGAACAACCCUCACCUGGUGGAGGAUCAACCCUUCCCGCAGCAGCGGCUGUCCCGCAAGGCCAGGCAGAAGACCAACGUCUUUGACCCCGACUACAUCGCCGGGGUCUCACCCUUCGCGGAAAACGACGUCUACAGCCGCGCGGCCAAUCUGCAAAUCCGGGACGCGGCCCUGGGCGCUGGCAGGAGGCGCCUGAACCCCAACGCCGUGACAAAGAAGUUUGUGAAGAGGAGGUGAAGGGCGGGACGGGGCCGGUGCUGCCAGGGAAGGAGCAUCGGCCCCGGCGUUGCUGCCUGAUGCCGCGACGGGGGGUGACGAGCGUCAGGUUUGGGGAGGCUCUGCCCCACGAGGAGCAGGACAGGGAGGUGGAGCAGCUUCCCCGCUCAGCCCCCAGGCCCUGCCUGCAUCCCUAAUAAAUACAAAAAAAAAACACGCAG